Molecule: messenger RNA, 1217 nt
Organism: Aphis gossypii (cotton aphid)
Lineage: Eukaryota; Metazoa; Arthropoda; Insecta; Hemiptera; Aphididae
Product: voltage-dependent anion-selective channel-like
Exons: 7
Coding region: 198-1043 (281 amino acids)
Biological process (GO): monoatomic anion transmembrane transport
Cellular component (GO): mitochondrial outer membrane
Molecular function (GO): voltage-gated monoatomic anion channel activity
Source: RefSeq, a predicted model, not a curated record
CCUGCACUGUCCGCCGUAGCUCGUAUCACCGAAACUUCAUCUCCAAUUGGCUACUGGCAAUUCUCAUUUCUCUUCAUUUUCCUGCUGCUCGUAGCUCGUGCACACCAUCUGAACUCUAAGCUCACGGAUUUUAGUGUUCGAACCAAUUUUGGACUUUCUUGAAUAUUCAAAGAACUCCACUAAAGAUAUUAAUAAAGAUGGCUCCUCCUUCAUACAGUGAUCUCGGCAAAGCCGCACGCGACGUAUUCAAUUCCGGUUAUGUGUUUGACGUGCUCAAGUUAGACCUAAAAACCAACCAAAACGUGGAAAUCAAAGCUGGUGGUACUCAGCAUUUGGCUUCGGGCGCUGUAAAUGCCAAUUUGGAAACUAAAUACGUGAUCAACAAAUCUAAAUACUUAUUUACAUUGGUUGAGAAAUGGAACACAAAUGAUGUUAUGACCACCGAAGCUUCUAUAAGUGGCUUGUUACCUGGUGUCAAACUUACAACUGAUGGUACAUUUGACCGCAAGAAACAAUCUAAGGCUGUGAGAGUGAAGUCUGAAUACAAAAAUGAUUAUGUCUCGCUCAACUUGGACACUGAAUUCAAAGCACUGAAACCUAUCAUAAAUGCCUCUGCUGUAGUUGCUUACAAUGGAUGGUUGGGAGGUUUCAAUGUCAAAUAUAACACUGGCGAUAAGGAAUUACAAUCUAACAAUCUUGCUCUCAGCUAUGUAGCUAAGCAAUUUGUGUUUACCACCACUGUAAAUGAUAAUAAAUUAUUUGGCGGCUCGGUUUUCCAAAAAUUAUCUGAUAAAUUGGAUUUGGGAUUGCAAGUUUCUUGGUCAUCUGAAAGCAAUGAUUCUUCACUUGCUGUGGGUUCUCAGUAUCAACUAAACCAAGACGUUAAGUUGCGCGCCAAGAUUAACAACAAGAGUCAAUUGUGCAUAGGCUCUGGCAUUAAAGUCAAAGAAGGUGUAACAUUGACAUUGGCCAGCUUAUUGGAAUGUCGUCAAUUCAACCAAGGCGGUCAUAAAUUUGGUAUUGGCUUAGAACUUGCUUUGUAAGCAAUACACAUGCCAAACUUAUUUGUACGUUAUGUAGACAAAAUGUAUUGUCAGUAAACGUAGGAUUAUUAAACAUAAUCAUAAGAGUAUUUUUACUACAUUAAAUAAUUCAGUGUGUAUUUGUUUAAAAUUAAUUAGGAAAAAUAUAAUUUAUAUCAGUUGCUCUCGUUAUAA